AGACCGAGAUAUUAGACAAGUCUCACGUGUCGACUGAGACCGUUGUGUUCGACCAGUGUCACGCAUCGGUUCAGACCGAAAUAUUGGACUCGUGUGAUGUGUCGACUGAGACCGAUGUGUUUGACCAAUGUCACGCAUCGGCUCAGACCGAAAAAUUGAACCCGUGUCAUGUGUCAGCUCAGACCGAUGUGCUGGAUUUAGACCAGUGUCACGUGUCGAGCCAAACUGAACUUGGAUAUGACCCUUUACUGAUCGUCAACGAAAGUGCAGUUUCUCCCGGAGAUGUUCCGAUGUGCGAAAAAAUCCACAGUAGACCGGCGAUGGCAUCAAACAGAAAUGCUCAUGAGUUAUUGUCCUUUCCAAAUGGUGGACCAGAGGCUGGUGACACGGACGACGGAACAACCGUAUUGAACGUAGACCGUAUGAGUUCGAGGACAGAACUCACAAAAGAAAUUACAAUGACGGCCAAACAACGGAUGCGUAAAAUCAAAGUAGAGAAGAACAUCGCGUUGAAAGUGAACACGGAUGCCGUAUCUGCGCUACAAGAAUUGUGUAUGGCUCGAUGGUGGAAAAUACCGGAGUAUCAUUCAUGCGUUAAAAUAGCUGAUAACCAUUUUCAAAUAGAAUGCUCUUUAAGAGGGUACACGGUCAAAGGCGAAGGAUGGUCGAAAAAAGAGGCUAAACGUCAGGCAGCCUACAAUGUGUAUAUGGUCGUUAAAAAUCAAGAUUAGCUUCGUUGUAUUGAAAUUGAACGUGAGAUGAGCGAGGAUGUGAUUUUUCGGCUGCAUCCGAAUUGGGUCCCGAAUUAUUUUAGGU
This is a messenger RNA of Sipha flava (yellow sugarcane aphid), 816 nucleotides long. RefSeq lists its product as uncharacterized. The coding region runs from base 291 to 731 and encodes 146 amino acids. Lineage: Eukaryota; Metazoa; Arthropoda; Insecta; Hemiptera; Aphididae. The transcript is spliced from 3 exons. The record is from RefSeq and is a predicted model, not a curated record.